GAUUUAUAAGAAAGGAUUUAUUUUUAGUCUUUUUGGGGUUAGAUCUCUCUCUUUGUAUACCUCAAGAAUGGCUUCACUUUGCUCACCGACAUUGAUUUUGAUUUACAUUUUCGCUUUCUCAGUCUCCAUUACUCACUCCAAAACUCUCAAGAGAGAUGUAAAAGCCUUGAAUGAGAUAAAAGCGUCACUUGGAUGGAGAGUGGUAUAUGCCUGGAUUGGAGAUGAUCCCUGUGGAGAUGGUGAUUUACCACCUUGGUCUGGUGUAACAUGUUCUACUCAAGGAGACUAUAGAGUUGUUACUGAACUGGAAGUCUAUGCAGUAUCAAUCGUUGGUCCUUUUCCUAUUGCUGUAACUAAUUUGUUGGAUUUAACAAGGCUGGAUCUACAUAACAACAAGCUGACAGGCCCAAUUCCUCCCCAAAUCGGACGCCUGAGACGACUUAGAAUGUUAAAUUUGAGGUGGAAUAAACUCCAAGAUGUUCUUCCUCCCGAGAUCGGUGAACUGAAAAUACUAACCCAUCUGUCAUUGAGCUUUAACAAUUUUAAGGGUGAGAUUCCGAGGGAGCUUGCAAAUCUACCUGAGCUUCGUUAUCUCUAUCUUCAAGAAAACCGUUUCACCGGUCGAGUGCCGGCAGAGUUGGGAACCUUACAAAACCUUCGGCACUUGGAUGUUGGUAAUAAUCAUUUGGUCGGUACUAUUAGGGAGCUCAUUCGUAUAGAAGGAGGCUUUCCGGUUCUACGAAAUCUGUAUCUAAAUAACAAUUAUUUGACCGGAGGAAUUCCUGCUCAGCUGGCAAAUCUGACAAAUUUGGAGAUAUUGUAUCUUUCAUACAACAAAAUGUCUGGAGCAAUACCAACAGCCCUUGCCCAUAUUCCUAAAUUGACAUAUCUGUACUUGGAUCAUAACCAAUUCUCAGGCAGGAUUCCCGACGCGUUCUAUAAACACCCUUUCUUGAAAGAACUGUGUAUUGAAGGAAACACAUUCCGACCUGGCGUAAACCCCAUCGGUGCACACAAGGUCCUCGAACUCUCGGACACAGAUUUCUUGAUUUAGUUAAAACAGUCGAUAACAGAAACCUUAUCGAUAUAGUAUCCCAUGGGGAUUUCCAGUUAUC
Messenger RNA from Hibiscus syriacus, 1115 nucleotides. RefSeq names its product probable leucine-rich repeat receptor-like protein kinase At1g35710. The transcript has 11 exons. The record is from RefSeq and is a predicted model, not a curated record. Lineage: Eukaryota; Viridiplantae; Streptophyta; Magnoliopsida; Malvales; Malvaceae. Gene Ontology annotation, molecular function: protein binding. The coding region runs from base 68 to 1054 and encodes 328 amino acids.